AUGUCGUUUAUGCGCGGCGAUCUGCUGCAGAAGGCGCGGCUGCUGAUGCGCGGCGGCGUGGUCGACCCGCCCAAGUGGCUCGACGCGCUCUCCAAAGUGCCCCCGCAGCCCAAGGCGCGGCGCUGCCCCAAGGCGAGAAGGAUAGAGUUUCCAGAGGACCCACUAGUGGAGUCGUAUUACGCAAGACACCCCGAGGCCAAGCUGCAGGCGUACCGGCUGCAGGGCUUUGACCCGCCAGUGGCGCGGCGGUUUGCAUGGCGGCAGCUGGAGCUCAUGCAGCACCACGGGCUCUCCAAGCGCCAGGCGAGAGAUGCCGUGGAGCAUGUGGGUGCAGCAGUGGAUGGCGAGGGCCGCUGUGGUCGUGAUGCUUCUCCACUCCACUCCCUCAUCCUCGCCUCCCCCUCCUUCUUCUUCCGACCCCGUGCUUGCAUUGCAUCAGCAUCUCUUUCCUGUCUCAGCAUGUCUUGUCGUGUUGGGCUUAACCCCACUCAUUCCUCCAUGUUCCCCUGCUUAGUCUCCUGUGUCCACUCUGUGCCUGUCCACUCUGUGCCUGUCCACGCCAACCCAACUGCCGCUACACUUCAUCUGCUCACCGCUUACCCCUCUCCGCCUCCCCCUCCCCCCCCUCCACCACCCCCACAGGCGGAGUUUGCGAGGGCGGAGCAGGAGGAGGAGGAGCGGGCGGUGCAGGAGUGGCGAAGGGCCAUUCGGGAGGGGCGCCAGCCGGCAGCAAUGCGGUGCAGUGCGGUGGAGGAGGUGCAGCAGGAGGAACGCGCCCACAUUCUGGCAGGCCUGGAAGCCAUGGGGGCUCAGCUCGAGGCUGCUGCUGCCGAAGCUGAGGUGGAGGCUCGGGCCGUGCGGAAAAGUAUUGGGAAAUAG
Molecule: messenger RNA, 879 nt
Organism: Closterium sp. Yama58-4
Lineage: Eukaryota; Viridiplantae; Streptophyta; Zygnematophyceae; Desmidiales; Closteriaceae
Source: the annotation of a GenBank genome assembly